Molecule: messenger RNA, 2004 nt
Organism: Larimichthys crocea (large yellow croaker)
Lineage: Eukaryota; Metazoa; Chordata; Actinopteri; Sciaenidae
Gene: and4
Product: actinodin4
Exons: 5
Coding region: 52-1101 (349 amino acids)
Source: RefSeq, a predicted model, not a curated record
GCUCAGCCCUGUGAGGGCAGUGAAGACAGCUUCCUGAGCCAGAGGUUCAAGAUGAUUUCCUCAUUAUGGAUGGUGGGGGCACUCUGCUGUCUGAUGUUGCUCCCAGGCCUGCUGGAGGCCAAAUCUUUGUUAAACUCCAUGAGACAGGAAGAGAUGGUCCCUGUCACUGAUGUUCAUAUGGACUCUGAGAAAGCAAACGACUUUCUGACUCACUCCAGGCCGAAGCGUAAUGUGGAUCCAAGGUGGUACAGAGGAAACCCAGACUUCCAGGCUUACUACCGCUACUACAGCAGCAUUGGACACACUGAGGGGCUCUAUGAGAUCGACAAGCUGCGGAUGCUCUACCAGCAGAUGAGAUACCUGGAACACACCUACGGACCCAACGCUUCCCAUUUCCAGAACAAACUGGGAGUGCCAAUGAUCAUGUGUGACCCAGCAACAGACAAGAAGUGUAAAGUUCCUCCUCCACCUCCGAUGAAAGGAGUCCCAAUUCCAGAUCCCGCAGCGACCCCUCCUCCUCUUCCUCUUCCUCCUGCUCCAGGCCUCUCCCAGGCUGAUGUUCUCUACCUGUGCAACAAGAAAGACCCCCUCUGCAAGCCCCACAUCGUCUACCUGCCCACCGGCUCCGUGCCCGUGCUCUGCGACCCUCGCUACCACCCCCACUGCACCCCACAGAAAGUUCCAGCCCCAGUCGCAGUGCCCCAACCUCCUCCACCUCCACCCAAAAAGUCCGCCCCACCUCCACCUCCACCAAUCCUGGUCAAAAAGUCUCCCCCAGCCCCCAUCCGCACCUUCAAGGGCAUGGAAUACGACUGUGACCCCUAUUGGGACCCCGACUGCCUGAUUGACCAUCCACCCAGACCCAUGAAGGGGAAGAUCAUGGUCCCCCCACCGCCACCUCCUCCUCCUCCCAUGGAGGAAGAGAAAGAGGAGCCAGUGGAGGAGCCUGUUCCCAUCGAGAAGAAAAAAGUAGCCCUCUACCCUUACCCACACUACUACCCAAUGCCAUACAACCCCAUGGAUGAUCUGUAUGACCCUUCCCGCUUCCACUACCCACAGCCUGCUGCUUCUGCUGAUGAGCCUGCAGAGGAGAGUCAGUAAAACAUCCAGGAUGUGUUGGAGGAAAAGGUGUUUUUACUUUAAAAUGAAACAGACUUUGACUGAAGACAUCCGAGUUGAACAAUGUCAUAUUUUCAUGGAAUACCACCUUUACUAAAGCAUUGACAUGUUGCAGCAUUUGUUAACUGUUAAUGUACGGCUGUUUUUCAGUCAACACAAGCAUGUAACAGCAAUGAUUUUUGACUAAUGAGAUAAUAAAGUGUCACAAAAUAGUUUCCCAUCAGUGAACGAGUUGUGUUUUGACUUUCAGAAUGCAGAAAGGAAGGAAAGUGUUUGCUCCUUCAGGUGCCACACGGCAGGUAAAAGCAGACUAGUAAAGCAGAAGUGCCAACUUGCAGGCUGGCGGUCAUUAUGUCUGGUUCCUCUGUACAUUUAAUAGCCAUAAAAAUGCUGACUCCUGUUAAACCUCCGACUCUGCCCCCUCCUCUCCCGUCUGUCUGUUUAAACCUCGAACAGCAGGAACACGACUUCAAAAGACUAACUGCAAACACUCCUGACAGUAAAGCUACACCAACUGACUUUCAUGAGCUCGUUUUUCACUGCACGUCUGACAUUUUUAGGAGCUGUGCGUCUAGCCUAUUAUAAUCAUUAAGGUUCCGAAAGAAGAAGAGACAAAGUCCCAUGAAAAAAAUCAGCAGAUCAUUUAUUACAUACAGAAACAUGAAACAAUAAAACAAACGGGGUAAAACAAUAUGUUCAUGUACAGUGGAUUCAUUUCUGUGCAUAUCCAAGAAAAAAGUUGAGCGGUUUUGUACAUAUCUCUUACCAGUUGGUGCAUUUAAGUGCUUUUAGAUACACUUGUGGUUGAAAAUAGUGAACUGCUUUGAAAAGCUACCGAAUUUGUUUUAGCUGACCAAAAUACAAACAAACCAAAAAAAAAAAAAA